CUCUCUCCACGCCGCGAACAUUGGUUGGAGAGGACGGUAGCACGGUUUGAGCGAUUCGAUUCCGAUUCAUUCAUUCCUGGCUACCCCUGCUUCCCACAAUACAAACUUAUUAGCUAGCUAGCUAGCGAGGAGGAAGAUGAGGGUCUUGAAACCAGCCAUCUCUAUUGACGAGGAGGAGGUGGAAAUAGAAGUAAAGGUGCUCGACGGUAGCCACGAGGAAUCCUUUGAAGAUGCACGAGAAGGGCCCUGUCAAGACGAUAAUAAUGAGGAGGACGAAUACUACAGUGUGACCUCAUUUGAAAGCUCUUGGCUAAAUCAGGAAAUCGUCAAGGAUGACCAAGAGAAAGCUGAUGCUGUUCCAACUACUGCGGCUCCAACUGCAGCGACCCUUCCUGCAUCUUGCCGCGACAAGAAGACUUGUCUGGUACGGUUUGGUCGCGCUGUACGAAUCUACUGGCGCAACCACCGUGUUACCUGUGUUUGGCUUCUCUUGUAUGCCCUGGCCAAUGUGGUUUGUUUCUACUACAAGGCCAGUAUCUAUGCCUUUGACGACAAGCACGCACCUGCUCGUCAAGUCUUUGGAUCCUGCGUCAUUGUUGCGCGAGGAGCUGCCAUGUGCUUGAACCUGAAUGCCUGUCUCAUUCUAUUACCACUCUGUCGCCACUUGUGGACAUUGGUGCAAACACUGCCUCCGCUAAGGUGUUGUUCCAAACGAAUCUUUUGGACCGAAUGGCUACCACUCGACCAAUGGGUCGUCAUUCAUCGAGUGAUUGGCAUUCUCUUUCUCUAUUGGACUCUACUCCAUUGUGCGGCCCACGCCUGCGAUUUUCAUCGCUUUGUGCAUCACCCCUACGAAGAGGACUUGUAUCUACUGUUUCCAAACGAAGCGUACAUACCCGAGGACCCUGCCGGGAGAUGGAAACUCUUACUACGACAACCUGCGGCCAUUACUGGCAUUAUCAUGGCGUUUUGUAUACUCAUUGCCUAUCCCACCGUCAUGAUGUAUCGGAGAUUGGGAUACAAUGUCUUUUGGUACAGUCAUCACUUAUUAUUGGUCAUGUUGGUGGCUCUAUUGUUUCAUGGGGUUGGACAGCUGUUGGAACCUCCACAGUCCAUCUACUGGGUGGGAGUGCCGCUGUGCUUGUACUUGCUGCAGCGGAUAUGGCGUGAAGUGGCGGGCAUGUGCUGUUCUCGUGCCCAGGUCAAAGUACUGGAGCUGUCUAUCAAACCAGGCAAUGUCAUUUACCUGCGCCUGACCAAACCACCGUCAUGGAAGAACCGAUUGAGGGCGGGCAUGUAUGCCAAUCUCAAUAUACCCUAUCUUGCUCUAUUGGAAUGGCAUGCCUUUACCAUUUCCUCGGCACCAUCGGACGACUAUUUGGAGUUUCACAUUCGACCCGUUGGCGACUGGACCACGGAUCUGUACCGACUGGCCAACUCCUUUACAUCCACCAAAGCCAAAAAGACAGCUCCGCCACCGACAUUGCAAGACUUGGCCGAAGCUGGACUAUGUCGGUUUGAGGAUGAACCAGCUUCGCAAGCAUCACCAUCAGCGAAUGCUUCAACCCACUGUCCACACUCGCAACCUCUGCAGCGUCGUAGUUCAAAGUGGCUGUGGGAUAGGGGAGCCUCAGUUCUCGACUUGAGCAAGGUGAUGAAGGAUACGGCGUCUUCUACCGAGCUGGAAGGGACACAGUCUUUGGGCGUUAGCAGCACCUCCAAUGUGUCAUCUCCUUCCACUUCCAACAACGAACCUCGUCAUCAUCACAGCGUCAACGCCAAGAAUGCUAGUAAUGCUAGUGGGGAGGCCAUUUCCGUGGCGAAGCAACCAUUUCAAUUGCAACAUUUGGUGGUCAAGUUGGAUGGGCCAUUGGGAACAGCAUCUCAGGGGUACUCGCAACACCGCAUGGUGGUGUUGGUGGGGGCGGGGAUUGGUAUUACACCCAUGGUUUCCGUCUUGAAAGAACUCUUGGCAAAUCCGGGCAAGAUGGAACGCACUUAUUUGAUAUGGUCCUUUCGGGAACGACAGGCCAUGGACUGGUUUGCCAGCCUUAUCAAUGAUAUCCUCGUGGAACAGCGACGACAGUCCGCGCGACGCGGCAAGACAAGCAAGUUGGCUCCUGUAUUGGAGCUGCGAUUCUUUGUGACAGCCGCACCUCCGCGGCAAGAGUGUUGUAGUUCCAACAAGGCCUUCUCGGUCGUCUUUGGAAGACGUCCCUGCUGGCCGGAUGAGUUGUCUCGUGUGCACCGUCAAAUCCGGGCCCAAAACUACAACAAAUGUGGUGUUUUUGUCUGUGGACCAGCAUCCAUGACACAACGCAUCCAAGAUGUUGGCUUUCACAUCUCUCGACAAGAUCCAGACUUUCAAUUUUACUGCCGUCAGGAAACCUUUGCCAUGUAGGCGAAGAGCUGCCAUUGGAGGUAGCUAUAGAAACACCUACGGCGAUAUAAAGUAUUAGAACCUUUUGUUUUUAG
Seminavis robusta is the source of this 2475-nucleotide messenger RNA. NCBI's taxonomy places the organism in Eukaryota, Bacillariophyta, Bacillariophyceae, Naviculales, Naviculaceae. The record is from the annotation of a GenBank genome assembly.